This is a messenger RNA of Fusarium odoratissimum NRRL 54006, 1935 nucleotides long. RefSeq lists its product as uncharacterized. Gene Ontology annotation, molecular function: heme binding; oxidoreductase activity, acting on paired donors, with incorporation or reduction of molecular oxygen; monooxygenase activity. The transcript has 3 exons. Bases 34 to 1680 code for a protein of 548 amino acids. NCBI's taxonomy places the organism in Eukaryota, Fungi, Ascomycota, Sordariomycetes, Hypocreales, Nectriaceae. The record is from RefSeq and is a predicted model, not a curated record.
ACGAUGGAUUAAAUACAGAAGGCCCCUCGCUGCAUGUUGGGAGCUAGACCGUUCUUCAUUUCUCUCAAGAUGUCGUCCAGCGCUGAGUUGGGCCUGUUGGCUCGUCUGCCUAGUUUGGCGAGUCCGUUGGGAAUUGCCUCAGUUGUUGUCAUUGUGGUUAUUGCGAUUUAUGUGAUUGAGAAGCUCAUCGGUGUUCCUUACCCACCCGAUAUCCCGCUUAUAAGAGAACCAAAGGGCGCUCGUCGCUUUAGUCUUCGUACACGAUGGGCAUACCUUACAGACUGUCAAGCACUCUUCUACGAAGCAUACCACGAAUAUCUCAAGAAAGGCAAACCCGUCGUCAUCCCAGGCUUCGGCGUCAGGAUAGAGGUGUAUUUGCCACAGAGUCAAAUGAAAGGCGUACUUAACCAACCUGAAGACGUUCUCGACAUGGAGCAAGCGUUCGCUGAAGUCGACCAAGUUCGAUGGUCCCUUGGGCACGACAAAUAUGUCGUUGAUGCGUGGCAAGGUCUUGUCGUCAAGUAUGAUCUGAAUCGUGCGAUUGAGAUUAUUGCGAACAACAUGAAGGAUGAACUUCAUGAGGUUUUUGAUGAGCAGUUUGGUACUGAUACGGAGAACUGGAAGAGGAUUGACCUUACCAAGACAGUCAAGAUGAUCGUUGCCCAGGCCGCUAGUCGCUUCACCGUUGGACUUCCACUCUGUCGGAAUAAAGAGUACCUGCAGCUUGCGCUCGAGACUAACGAUCUCUUCAUCAUGAACGCUGGUCUCACAGGCGGUCUACCCCGUAUCCUACAGCCCAUAACCGGAACACUCUUCGGCCAAAUCGUCAAGACAAAAGUAAACAAGAUGAAGAAAUGGAUCAUCCCCCUCCUCAAACACCGCUUCGACAGGAUAAACAACCACCCCGACGAACCGCAACCGCAAGACCAAGUUCAAAUGAUGAUCAACUACGCUCUGCGUCAUCGCCAGCACGAAGUAAACGACAUGGAGUCAUUAGCUCGUCGCGUCGUCGCUCAGAACUUUGGAUCAAUUCACAACACGCAGAUCCAAGUUGUUAACUUGUUCUUGAACGUGUUGGGCUCUGAUGCGGAGUUCAAUACGAUUGCUACUCUGCGCGAUGAGAUGGACCGUAUUCUUGGGACUGAUGACUCUGUGAAUUGGACAAAGGGUGGUAUCCAAGCUAUGACGCGCGCCGAUAGUGUCGCGAGAGAGUCAAUUCGUCUAUGUUCCUUCGGUGGCCGCGCUGUGUUUCGCAAAGUCAUGAUUGAUGACUUCAAGACUGAAGAUGGUCACCGCGUCCCCAAGGGAUCAAUCAUCUCCUUCAUGGGUCACCCUGCACAAACCGAUAACGAACUCUACGAAGACGGUCUAAAAUACGAUCCAUUCCGAUUCUCGAGGGUUCGCGAGACAGCAGCUAACCGCGACGAAAAAGCACCGCCUGUUACGUUUGUCACCACGUCGCCUGAGUUCUUGACCUUUGGCCAUGGGAAGCAUGCGUGCCCGGGACGCUUCCUUAUUGACUUUGAGAUGAAGAUGAUCUUGGCGUAUGCUUUGAGGAAUUAUGAUAUUAAGUUUGCGGAUGAGUAUGAGGGGAAGAGACCGCCGAAUUAUUGGAUUGCUGAGGCGAAUAACCCGCCGAGUGGUGUGCAGAUCAUGGUUAAGAGGAGGGAGAGGACGUAGAUGUUUACUGCAUAGUUCUAUAAUAUCAAGAGAAGAGGAGUACCUUUACCUGAUGUGUCUCAUCAAUACCUCUAGCGACUUUCACAAUAUGUGUCACCGGUGAGGGUGACAAAAGCUGGCUACCAGUGACUAGAUAGGAGGGAAAAAGUAGUUCUUCGGCAUAGACCAGUAGACACAGCACAAGGAUUACAUUCACUGGCUCAAAGCCGGACAUCUCAACUAUGGGGUCUGUAUUCAAGAAUGAGAUAUCCCAUU